CGAUGGAUAUAACUUGUCCUCUAGAAAACAAUUGGCCUAUCCUUUGCCUCCAAUUACAAGCGGCGCCAUUAGUCUUCUCUUAUAUAUAGGAGUAGUUUUCAAUCUAAUCACCUUCUUCUCUUCCCCCUUCUCCCAAACAAUGUCACACCCCAUUUUCUUCUAGUAUUAGUAAGAUUAUUAUUUUAUCUUAAUUUACUCUUUGAAGGAAAACUCCAAUACCUCUUUUCUCUCUCAAAUAUCUCCCUCUAUCUAUUUUUCUUUCUGAUUUCUUCUUCAUUGUUUAUGUUAUUGUAUUCCCAAUUGCCCAUACAUAGUUGAACCAAUCAUCUCUUUCAUUUCUUGGUAUAUAUAGAGAGCGCUCAAAAUCCGUAAGGCUAAACGUUUUUAUUUUUUUAAAAUGAAAUUAGGGGAAUUUGUAGAAUAAACCAAAAACCAUUCUACUAAUAGUCUUACUAGCAGUAUGUUUGCUAAGCUUCAUCAUGCCCAAAAUUUCCACCACCAACUGCCACCUCAGCCAAUAUCCACCGUAGCAACAGCACCUUCCUCCUCCGCCAACGACGGUGCCACGAUAGAAGUUGUCCGCCGUCCACGUGGCCGUCCUCCGGGUUCCAAGAAUAAACCUAAACAUGCAACUUUCAUCAUAAAAACACGUGACGAUCAUGUGGAAAAACCCUCCAUGAGUCCUUAUAUUCUUGAAAUUCCAACUGGGGUUGAUAUAAUCGAUUCUAUUUUUCGUUUCUGCGAAGAACGAAACAUGGGUCUUUGUGUUCUUAACGGUUCAGGGACAGUCACAAAUGUUACUCUUAAGCAGCCUUCAAAUACUGCUGCUUCUACUGUUACGUUCCAUGGCACGUUUAAUAUCCUAUCCAUCUCAGCUACAAUUGUUCUAGAGAAUUCAAGUUUACCUAAUGGGUUCACUAUUUCGUUAGCAGGACCACAAGGUCAAGUGGUGGGUGGGGCUGUUAUUGGGCCACUUUUGUCGGCAGGGACUGUAUAUUUGAUUGCAGCUACGUUUAAUAAUCCUUGUUACCAUAAGUUCCCAGUGAAGGAUGAGGACGGCGGUCAGUCGCCACCGGUGGCGGUGUCUGGCGGAGGAGAUAGUGGGCAUCCACCGGAUCAGUCUUUUUACACUUCUAAUCAAUUGCCAUCAGAUAUAAUAUGGGCACCUCCGGCUAGACAACCACCACCACCUUACUGAUUAAUCUUGAGGGUAUACAUGUAAGAUUUUUUUUUUUUUUUUUUUUUGGAUUGAUCUCAUGGCACUGUGGAAAAAAAAGGACUUUGAUUUUCUUGUUUUGCUUAUGCUUAGUUUAGAUUUAUUAGUUGACUUUAGUUUUUUCUACGUUUAAUUAAUGUACCGGGCUAAGAAAUUUUGGUGUUUGUUUUGUUGGGAGAAGGAAAAGUGCACUUAUACCCCAAUUUAAUUUUGCUAAGCAUUGGCCAUCGUUCUCUUG
Molecule: messenger RNA, 1454 nt
Organism: Nicotiana attenuata
Lineage: Eukaryota; Viridiplantae; Streptophyta; Magnoliopsida; Solanales; Solanaceae
Product: AT-hook motif nuclear-localized protein 17-like
Exons: 1
Coding region: 461-1198 (245 amino acids)
Cellular component (GO): nucleus
Molecular function (GO): DNA-binding transcription factor activity; minor groove of adenine-thymine-rich DNA binding
Source: RefSeq, a predicted model, not a curated record